Triplophysa dalaica is the source of this 3856-nucleotide messenger RNA. RefSeq names its product centrosomal protein of 128 kDa (gene cep128). Lineage: Eukaryota; Metazoa; Chordata; Actinopteri; Cypriniformes; Nemacheilidae. The coding region runs from base 100 to 3261 and encodes 1053 amino acids. The transcript has 24 exons. The record is from RefSeq and is a predicted model, not a curated record.
GGCUAGUUCAAGUUGCCAUAGCAGAGGAUGGUGGUCCCUCACACUCAUCUUCUACGUUAACCGUCAUUUUUGGCCACACGGCCUCCGACCCAUGGCAGCAUGGACUCCUCCAGUGAAUCUGACACCCAUGACAGACCCAGAGGGCAUCGAUUACGGGUCAGAGAGAGCCGAAUGAGACCUGACAGCAGGUAUCCCAGGGAUACAAAUGUUUCUGAAAUAUCAGAUAAAAUCGAAACUCUGGCAAACACUCUACAGGACACAAGUCGAAACCUAAACAAAGUAGAUCAGAUGUUGGGCCAAUACAGGGAACACACAGAUGACCAAACUGAAGCCAUGGCGACACUGAGGGAGAGCUUAGAGGAAUCCAUCCAACAGCUGCAGGGCCAGCGACUGAGAAGGUCCAGGGGGGGCCGGUGUUCCUCCCUCUCUACCCUCCACACCAGUGAUCUGGAGGAUGGCAACUCUUCGGAAAGCAGGCGGUACUUGCCCACGUCCCCUCUGAAGGAUUAUGGGAGUGUGGACACAGGUAACAGAAGACGUUCUAGAUCUGUCGCGGUGCGUUUCCAAGACUCGCCUCGAUCUGAAGAGCAGAUUCACUCAUUGCAUCAGUCUCUCAGAGACCUGCGGAGUGAUCAACUUCGAAUGGAGGAUGACAUUGACAGGGAGAUCUGCAGAAGAAACAGGACGGACAUUGAAAACAGGAAAACAUUUGAGAAUCUUGCAGGUCAUAUCCAAGCAUCACAGAGAGAAGAACCUGUCUCGUUACGGGUGGAGAGACGUCUAAAAGAGAUCGAGGAUGAGAUGCACUCUGGGCGACAGGUGCUCUCUGAAAGAUGUCACAGAGAGACAGCAAAACACAUGUCUGGAGAACUGCAGGAGGCUUUGAGAAGACAUGACGCCCAACCCACGGAGGCUGAUGAGACCUUCAGAAAUAGACUGCAGAGAUCAGAGACGGAGAAAAGCAAGAUGGAGCAGGAGUUGGACAGACUAAGAAGGCAGCUUGACCAGUCAGAGGGUGGACGAGACACUCUUCUCCAGCAGAUGGACGACAUGCGUUCACAGCUCCUGAGAAUGGAGAGAGAGCGUGUAGACCUGCAGGGGCAGUUCUCUUUACUGCAGUCCCAGCAGCAGAAGAGCGCAGGAGGACACCAGGAGAGAGGGGUCACCGGACACGGCCGUGAACGGACAGAGCUGCAGAGAGAGAUUGAAGACCUGAGGCUGCAGCUCGGCAGAAUCGGUGCCUCCAGUGAGGUGGAAGAACUGAGACAAACCGCAGAGCGAAAAGAGAAAGAGAAAAAUCAGCUCGCUUUCAGGGUCGAGGCUCUUUCUUCCGAUCUGGAGCGGCGUGAGCAGCAGCAGUUGAGGAUGUUGGCCCAGCUGAAGGAGAUUCAGUCGCGUUCGGAGGAAAGCGGAGCAGACCGCGCCCGUCUGGAUGCCCAACUCACCGAGAGCGAGAGGAGAAGAGAGGAGCUGCGCUCCAAAGCUCAGGAGGCUAUCCGACAGUGGAAGGCCAAGUGCAGGAGACAGGAGCGAGAGCUUCAGGAACUAAAGGAUGAAAGCAGAUCCGACUCUGAUAAAGCUAGACGGAUAAAAGAAAGAGAAAGCGUUCUCAACCAGCAGACGGAAGCCGCACGGCGACAGCUUGCGGAUGCUCUCGGACGCCUCGCUCAGCGUGAGGAGGACGUACGACGUUGCGAUGUGGAUCUCGCUGAAGCUCGUUCGCGUCUCACAGCUUUAGAACAGGAUCUGCGAGAAGCUCAGGAAACCUCCAGAGGCCUAGAAGAGGAGGUGCAGAAACAGAUCACCCUUCAGGGCCGUCUGAGAGAGGAGAGCGUCAGGCUACAGGAACGUCUGGAGCUUCUGGAACAGAGGAGGGGAGAGGAACAAAGAUCUUUGGUGGAUCUUCAGGGCUCGGUCAAGAACCUCAGUGUCGCGAGAGCCGACCUCACCACCAAAUUGGCCGAAGCGGAGAGCUCUAGGAAGGAGCUGGAAAAACAGCACGCGGCGGCUCAAGAUGAGAUCUCAUCUCUGGGGAGACAGUUGGAACGGGAGAAGGAGGUGCAUCAGAAGGAGCUAAAACACGUCAGAACGACCCAUCGAGAGGACAUAGCCAAACAAGACAAGGAUAUACACGACAUGCUGAGAUUAUACCAGCGAGAGCGAGAAGAGCUGGAGGCUCUCGUCAGAGACCUUAGGUCAGAGGCUGUGACGGAUAAUGAACUACGGAGAGCUUUACAGAUGAAGCUGGACAAGAUGAAGACAGAAUGUGACAAAAUGACAGAGCAGCUGAGCACCAGCGAGGCGAGUCAUACCCAGCUCCUCCGCAAAUACCACAACUUCAGAAAAGAGCUGGACGUGAAGGUGAAGCUGGCAGAGAGGGCUGAGGAGAAAAGACAAACUGCAGAGGACUCGACGGCAGAGCUGCGUGAGAGGGUCACGGGCCUCCAGACGGAGCAGGAGUCCAUCCUUCACACCAUAGGGGCUCAGAUUGACUCAGCCUGCCAGUUCCUGUCAAAAGACUCAGACGCCAAGCUUCAAGCCAUCACAUUUACUCCAGGACUGCAGAAGGAUCCUCAUCGCUGGCUCGCUGAGGCUAAGACGAAGCUCCACUGGCUUUGUGAGGAGGUGCGUGAGCGGGAGGCGAUGGACAGGAGGCUGAAGAGGACUCUACAGCAGCAGAAGGAGCAAACGAAAACUUUGAAACAAAGCAGAGACUCCGAACAGCAGAGCCUCCUGGACCGUAUUGCCCAGCAGGACCGGCUCCUUCAAGACAUCCAAUCAGAGAAGAGAGAUAUUUUUGAGAAAAGUCGCAGGAGAGAAGAGGAAGUGAGAAAUCUUCAGGAUCGAAUUGCUGAUCUUGAAACGAGCACCAGGCUGGCCUUGGAUCAUUUGGAGUCGGUUCCUGAGAAACUCAGUCUGCUGGAGAACUUCAAGGAUCUUGAGGAGUCACAGAGGCAGAGAGAAAUGGUGGAGCAACGUUACGCCAAAUAUAAAGAAAUAGUCGGGAACCUCCAGCAUCAGCUUGAGGAAUCUAAGAGGAGGAUUCAGGAGUACAGGGAUGACAAGUUGGAUGCUACUUGUCGCAGUCUUCAUCUUACUGGUUUGACAUCAUCCCUGCGCAACCAAAGUAAUUUCAUGACCAGCACCACACUCUCUGACCCUACCUCUCCGCACAAAUAUCUUGGCAGUGCAGAUUUGGACAGCAGCGUCACAAAACAUUCCCCUGUCAACGGAGCAACCUCUGAAAACACCAGCAUGUAGCUUGUGUGAAAACUCAACACUACCUCAAAUGCACUGAUGCCCACAAAAGCCUUACAUUCAGACCUGUUGCUGUCACUGAGAAGACGUGUGUAGUGCUUUGAGUUGAUCAUUAUCUUCUGUGUCAUUACACAGUUUGCUUUCAGUUCAUUGAGCCAAAUUCUGCUUAACGUUAUAUGACUUUAUAUGUUGUUACUCUGUGUAAAAUCGUAUUUUCAUCAGAUUAUUAGAAUAUGGUGCUUCUAACAGUGUUGAAUUAAUUUGAAAUAUUCAGAGAAAACACUAACUAUAAUAUCGUAUAGUCAUGUUUUAUAUUUAUUUAUGAUUUUUUUCCAGAUAUACUGUAUUGUCAUCAUUACUGUAAUGAAGCAAUAGUUUUAGACAAAUGUGGACGAACUAUUUUGAUUGAAUAUUGAUUACACAAUAGUUGUUCAGUUUUUAUACAGUAAAUUCAGUAAAUCAUAAUUUGCUAAAGUACAGUGCCUUUUUGUAUGCAUUUGUAUUUUAUACAUUUUAUUUAUGCUAGUUUAUACCGUUUUUACAAUAAUAAUGAACAAGAUGAUUGUUUUUUAUUGUUGAAUUAAAUCACUUAAGCACA